Molecule: messenger RNA, 973 nt
Organism: Octopus bimaculoides (California two-spot octopus)
Lineage: Eukaryota; Metazoa; Mollusca; Cephalopoda; Octopoda; Octopodidae
Biological process (GO): protein ubiquitination
Cellular component (GO): cytoplasm
Molecular function (GO): protein binding
Source: RefSeq, a predicted model, not a curated record
CGGGGUCGAUAAAUUAAGUAACAGUUGUGUACUGGGGUCUAUCUAAUCGACUGGCCCCUACCCCAAAAUUUCGGGCCUGGUACCGAAAGUAGAAAAGAAUAUAUAUUUCUUCUACAUUGACUUGUUCGUGUUAAAUGACAUCGAAAUUGAUAAAGAAUUCGGUUGUUUAUGACAACCAAAUUUCCAUCACUUUUGAGAUGUUGGAAUUUGUUGCUGAGUAGCUCCAGGUAAGUUCUGAUCAAACACACCUGCGGCCCAUAAUCAAUGAGUUGAAUAUAACAAGAUAAGAUCCAUACAUCCACAGCUUAAGAGAUAGAGUAUCUUCACAGAUCUAUACCAGAUCUGUACCAGAUCUAUACAGUGUCUUUAUCUGGCUGAGGUAUGGACCACAGAUUCCAUAGCUCAAGACAAACAGGGUCUCCACCUGCCUGACCAACAGACUGUACAUUCCAAUAUUCAGGGUUUAAUUUUCACCAGUCAGACUGUAAUAAGCAGAGUAAUGUAGCUGACCAAGAGACACAACAUAAUGACUGUUGUUAGGUUUGUUAGUGCCAGGAAGAACAUUCAGAUAUAAAUAAUAAUUUAGAAAAAUUGAAGUUUCCAAUAUUAUGUAAUUUCCUGAGAGAUUUCAGAUUUCUUUAUAUUGUUGUUUACCUCAUUUUAUAAGGCUUUGAAACGAUUUUUUUUUCCUAGCAUAUUUCAUUUAAAAGAUGGAAGUUGAUAAGAAUAUAAGUAAAAUUUGGCGUGGUGACACUCAAUACAUUCAAGAAUAUAUUAAACAAAAUCCACGGAAAAUCAACAAAACCAAUUCAUGGGGUCUCACAUAUCUGAUGGUUGCCUGUCGACUGGGCAACACAGAUUUGAUAAAUUUCUUGAUAAAGUCCGGAGCUGAUUUAGACAUGAGGGACAGAGACGGUAAAACUGCCUCCCAUUAUGCAUUGUUUGCGUAAGUUAAGAAUUAAAUAAAUCAAAU